AGGCAAAAAAAAAUUAUCCUGGGGGGAGGGCCACGCUAUUUUUUUUUUUUCAAGAUCCAAAGAUCUAUAAUUCCUCUAUUAACUUCUCAAAUAUUGUGUACGUCUAUUUGACGUACGUGUCGUAGUAUUAUAUAUGAAAAUCCGCCGGUCAUCGGAGCGAGCAGCGUGUCGGAAAUUUUUGCAUCCCUAAAAUCCCAAAUGGAAUGGCCCAGAAUAUCCCACAAUCCUCUACGCUUCUGAAAUCAACAUGGCGACAGCGAAGAAGCGGAAAAUCGACGAUGUUACUUUUCUUCAGAGGCGAAGCAAUACCAGGGCAGCCAGCAAGAUACACCCUCGAUUGCGGUUGUCUUUACAACCCCUAGAUGUCGAUGAAACCCUGGAGAAGCUCAGCGUGAUGGGUGAUCGCACAAAGGACGAUAUCCAGAGAAGAAAGCUGUGGGCCCUUGAGAGAAUACUCGACGAGCUCCGGCUUCCAGUAACUGCCAGCGACAAGUGUUCCAGUGGUUGGCUAGACUUUGAUUACGCAUAUGCCCUUUUCUGCUCGUUCUUUGUGACAUCACCUAGCGUAGAAUACUUCCGCGAUGUCCUUUUUCACGAAGAUGUUGGACUACCGGUAGUGCUAUACACGCGACCUACGGGUGAGCGGCUCGUUAUUUUGAGUAACAAAUGUGGAUCGGCUUCUGUGGACAUGGCAAACCUUUUGUCUCACAUGUGUGAACAAGAUGAUGAAAGAGAACUCCAUCAGGCCUCGACAGAAAGCCCUCUGACUGCGGAUUUAGUACACCGUGUGCUGGAAUCAAUGACCAAUGAGUACGAUAGGUGGAUGGCCAAACUGCUUCUGUGUACAGAUAAGUCAAGGUCGGAAAUCUAUCAGCUGGGCAUACAUCCUGAUAGGGCCCGCAAGCUGUUGGUCACCCUGAAAGAAAGGCUGUCUGCAUGGGAGGGGAGCAAAAUUGCAGCAAAGGAUACCACUCACCUAAGGCUGACCAAACGGUUGGAAAAUCUUGAAGAGAAAAUUAAGUUGAUUGAGCAGAAGAUCGAACAAGUCAGUGGAAGGUGGACCGCUGAAAGGAUUGGUGAUCUACAGGAACAGAAGGUUAUGCUGGAGGAAUCCCUGGAUAAUGUUAAGAAACUUAAGGAUGCAGAGACACCGUACCAUAGACAGCGCCUCCAACAGGUCGUCAUGCGGAAGGCAAAAGAGCUGGCAGCAGGGAACAGAAUAAAACAGCGAAGUCUUGGUGCUGGUACAGAGCCCAAACUGGAUUCGGAGGACGAGGAGUGGAUUGCUAAGUGUAUAGAGGAUAAGACCACAGUGCAUGGGAGAAGACAUGAAAGUGUGUUGUACACUCACCACCGAGUAAAGAGCAGGGAUCUGCUGCGACUAGCAAAUUACAGGAGGUUACAGCGUGGUGCAACACUGAUUCGCUCAGUAUCUACCGUCGCAGUAAGAUCCCGACCGACAAAUGUCAGAUCCAAGCAAGCAAAGAGACAUAAAGGGAAAGGACUAUGGUGCUCAAAAAAGCCGCCGAAGACCGAAGACAGGGACAAUGAAUGUACCCAUCACCAACGGAAACACGUGGCCCUGGCUAAGGAGCACCUGUUUGGCAACGGGACUGAUGUGUCAAAGAGUCAUGGUCUUAUCAUCAGCAUGGACGAUAAAGCCUAUCUACGUCCUGGGACAUCAGAGGGAUUCACCAGCGCCAGGUGUCAGACUGUACUGCAACUGGCAGAAGACAGCACAAGGAAACUCCCACUUCACGACUUUCCGGAACCGUCCAUGUACAUCACCCCAUCAGCUUUUCGGUUGAUGAGGAAAGAGUCAGUUGAUGCAGGCGGAGAAAGUCGUCUUAAGUCUACGGAUGAUGUGUCAUUGGCAGUGAUUCAUCCCAAAGCAUACGUCGGAACCAACGGAACGACAUGGGGGUCGAACCUAAUGCGCCUGAGGAGGGAAUGCCCAGCGGAAUUUGAAAUCGAGUUGUCACCGGACAACGUCAAGCACAGUACACCAAUCCGGAAACUGUGUGCUUGGGUUGGGGACAGUGUAGCCUAUUUCAUGGACUGCACAAUGGAGGGAGAUGUCAUGAAAGUGACACAAGACCAUGACUGCCCCUUCCGGAUGUAUGAGCUUCAGCGAAUACAGUCCUUAAAGGAUCAAGUCACGCGUGCUACAGAAGAAUGGUGCGACGAGAAGGGGACUUUGCCGGGUAGAGAGAUCGCGACAGGAAGCGAGGUGGUGGACAUGGUUGCAUCCCUCAGCGACAAGAUUGAAGAGGUAGUAGCUGCCCUGUCAGAGUGCACUGGUGCUCCACUCUGGCAACACUACUGUGAUGCUAUGGAAACCUGCUGCACAGUCCAGAAGUUCCUGUCAAAUCUAAGGUUACCACAACCUUGCCCUCAACUUCUGGAGCUGACUGACGCAGGGCCAGGUGUAGGCGUGUCAAACUUUGAAGUCCGGUUUCGAGCUGCAGAGAGGGCAAGAAUCCACUCUACUGACCUUCUGUGCCGUAUCCAUAGAGCGAGGGAGGACUCCGGCCAAAAUGAGGCGGAACGACUUAAUGCGUCUAUGGGUGAUGCGAUUUGUGAUGGUGGAACCAUUAGGUGGCAACACUUCUCUCCGCUCCAUGGCCUGACAGAAGAAGACCUGUCGACAAUGACAAGGUCAAGCCUAGAAGACCAUCGACAGAAGAUGGAGGAGAAAAAUGCUUGGGCUGUGGCUGAAGAAAUAAGGCUACGAAUUGAUGAUUCACCUGCACCAACAGGUUUCAUCAAAAGCUUUAUUGUUGACCAACCAGGCUCUCAGUUCUUCUUCAACCGGGAUCACUUACUCCGGUACAUGAAAACAGCCAAGACACUGAGGACAUCACUUCCUGGGUACCACUACUUCCACAAGAUUGAGGUCUUCCUUGAGAAACACUUCACUAUUGGAGAGCUGUACAUGGAAUAUGUCAAGGGAAGUUGUAAAGGUCUGUCUGGAGAGCAGGAACUCUGCGAUUUCUGCAUGAACCAUGACUUUAUCGGACCAGCACCAGCCCCAGUGCCGCGGCCGUAUCCUGACUACGAACGACUACCAGAGUUCCAUUACAUGCCGUAUGACAAAACACCCUGUGACAGCCGUCCUCCAGAUGACUACCAGCCUCGUGCCCAGCUGAAAGCUGCUGUUAGUAAUAAGAGUGUGCAAAUUGAUAAUGCUAAGUCCAUUGAUCAGUUUUCCCAGAAGUACAUAGUUUCAGUAGAGAAUGUUAAACAGUAUGUUGAGCAUAUGAGGCUUGUACAUUUAAUGAAAGUCAAGAGAGCUACAUUGGCUGUAGAGAAGCGCAAACAACGUGAAGAGAAGGAGUAUGAUGACUAUGACUGGGAAGGUCUGUAUAAAGAAGGUCAGUUAGCAGCCCUACGAGUAACCGAGCUCGACAAAUACCUGUCAGCACACAAGCUUUCCCUGAAAGGUAAAAAAGGAAACAAAGUUGACCUGGUUAGGGCUCAUAUAGGGAAAACUGUGUGCUCAAAGCUGUUGUUGAAUGAUGAUACAUCAGAUGCUGAUGAUACAUUAGAUGAGAGUGAUAGUGAAGACGCGUCAUCUGCAGAGACUGAUGAGGAAUCGGAUGUAGAUGAGGUUGUGCUAGAAAUGGGAACAGAUGCCAGCAGUGACAGUGAUACAGAUGAUGGACAGGGUGCGGUGGGGGUAGGGACAAAUGAAGACGUGAGUAUCUCCAGGUUUGGAAGGAGGAGACAGCAGAAAGUUGUCAACCCUGACUACUUUUAUUGGUGAGAAGAAAUACAGGAAACUGUUGUAAACAUAAAGUUGUUGUAAAAGUGCAUUGCAUUCUGUACUGUGGGGUGUAGAAAGGAGUGUGGGAAGUUGUGAAAUACAACACGUUCUGUACUGAGAGGAGUGUGUAAAAUUGUAAAAGUGAAGUUAACACAUUCUGUACUGAGAGGAGUGUAGAAAGUUGUAAAAGUGAAGUUAAUACAUCCUGUACUGAGAGGAGUGUGUAAAAUUGUAAAAGUGAAGUUAACACAUUCUGUACUGAGAGGAGUGUGUAAAAUUGUAAAAGUGAAGUUAACACAUUCUGUACUGAGAGGAGUGUGUAAAAUUGUUGUAAAAGUGAAGUUAACAUUCUGUACUGAGAGGAGUGUAGAAAGUUGUCAUAAAGUGAAGUUAAACUGUUAACACAUUCUGUACUGAGAGGAGUGUGUAAAGUUGUUGUAAAAGUGAAGUUAACAUUCUGUACUGAGAGGAGGGUAGAAUAACUAGAAAGUUGUCAUAAAGUGAAAUUAAACUGUUAAUACAUUCUGUACUGAGAGGAGUGUGUAAAGUUGUAAAAGUGAAGUUAACAUUCUGUACUGAGGGGAGUGUAGAAAGUUGUCAUAAAAGUGAAGUUAUACAUUCUGUACUGAGGGGAGUGUAGAAAGUUGUCAUAAAAGUGAAGUUAUACAUUCUGUACUUAGAGGAGUUGAAAGCUGUUGUAAAAGGAUGUCACAUUUUGUACUGAGAGGAGUGUGGAAAGUUGUAUAUCCUUCAUUCAUUCUGUGUCAAUAAAGAAGACAGUCGCUAGAA
This is a messenger RNA of Branchiostoma floridae (Florida lancelet), 4555 nucleotides long. RefSeq lists its product as uncharacterized. The transcript is spliced from 9 exons. Bases 248 to 3766 code for a protein of 1172 amino acids. Lineage: Eukaryota; Metazoa; Chordata; Leptocardii; Amphioxiformes; Branchiostomatidae. The record is from RefSeq and is a predicted model, not a curated record.